Molecule: messenger RNA, 990 nt
Organism: Botrytis cinerea B05.10
Lineage: Eukaryota; Fungi; Ascomycota; Leotiomycetes; Helotiales; Sclerotiniaceae
Gene: Bcboa16
Product: Bcboa16
Exons: 1
Coding region: 99-332 (77 amino acids)
Source: RefSeq, a predicted model, not a curated record
GGUUUCCCCACAGACUCAUACUAUAUAUGCCUCAUGUUAUUUGACGUCUAGCUGGUUUAUUUACAUGCGCACAUUGGUUUGAAUUGACGAUUCCGAAUAUGCAUAUCAUUCUUACUGGCGCAACCGGGCUUGUUGGCUCCGCAGUUCUCGUUGCUUUGCGGGCCAGGCCUGAUGUCUCCAGGAUCUCGAUUCUCAGCCGCAGACCUGUGCCUAUGCUGGAAGGCACAAACGACAGCCGGAUAGAGGUGAUCAUUCACGAUUUCAAAGGCUACGACUGCUAUCCAGGAACGUCUACGGAGCGCGAAUGCGUGUGUGUGGGCAUUGGGCACUAGCCAAACCGCCGUUUCAAAAGAGUAAGUUAUCUCACGUUUGCCCACGUAGACUUUUCUUGAAUUGAUAGUACUAUGCUCACCUCCGAGCUGGAAAGGAAGUACAUUCACAUCACAAAGGAUAUGGCGCUAGAAGCAGCAAAAGCCUUACAACAGCUUCGAACUGGCGACUUGAAUGCUUUCAACUUCGUUUAUAUCUCCGGGGAAGGCGCGACCAGCAAUCCGGGUCCCUUCACGCCACUAUUCGGCCGCGUUAAAGGGGAAACCGAGACCGGACUUAUGAAGAUCCAGUCGAAAGUGGCAAACUUUCGUCUGUUUAUCGUUCGCCCUUCCCAUGUGGACUCGAAGGGUCACAAGGCCAUCGCCCCGUAUAUUCCUCAACCUACCGUCCUGCUACGUGCCGCCAAUCUAGCUCUCGGUCCCGCCCUCAGGGGCUUUCUCAAGCCAUAUAAUAGUCCAACAGCGCCGCUGGGGGAAUUCCUAGUGGACCUGGCGACUGGUGCGCAGCAGGGUCGAUUACACGGUGACGGCGUGGAAUGUCGAGGGGCAAGUACAAUAAUUUCCAACGUUGGGUUCAGGCGCCUGAUGGGAUUAUCGUGAUUUCUCGGACUUUUCAGACUCGGGCGCAUUGCAGGUACUCUUGGCUGGAUAAUCAUCCUGA